AUGUUCCGAACGAUCUCCCCACCCGGAAUCUACCGAAGCCCACGUUGGCGAAUCGAACUUAUAGCACAUCGCUUGGUGCUUACUACGCAAGAGCAAGCUUUCGGUGAUGCGAUGCGGGAAAGCGCACCAAGCUUUUCCAGGGUGAUGGCAAAUGCCCUCAGAACCGGCCGCCAUAACGAAGUUGGUGCGCUCCUCUUCAACAUUAUAGCGCGGUGUUGGGACCUGGAUGCCUUCAAGAAUGGGGUGGAGCGAACCCCCUUCCAGACAUCUAGGUACUGCGCCUUGCUCCACUAUGCUCUCAGGAUGCUGUCUCCAGGACUUGACGCAGAGGACCUCGAUUUUGAAGAGCUGCUUGCUUGGUUGCUUUCCGAUGCCGGCCGAGUUUUCAGCUGCGACGAUCUCAGUGUGAAAGGCAACAUGUUUCGCGCAAUACUGCUCAGUAUGCGCUCUACCUUUCUCAAAGAGCUGACGUUUUCCCAGCACUGGCAUGUGACAUCCGGCUGUGAGCGUGCAAGCGUGCUGGGCUGUCCAGUCGCGGUUCCACUAUGGCUUGUGGAAAUGCGAGAACCUCCGCUGCCUGAAGUGCCAGAGGACAUGUAUCGUAAUGUCGGCCCACCGAUUGACAUUCCAAUGUUCUGCCAGUCUACGCCGAGCGUACCUACAAACACACCGUGCCCCAUUUGCAUCGCUGAUGUGACAGCUGAUACUAAUGACGCGGGCCAGAAGCCAGUGGUCACCACCUGCGGCCACUAUUUUCAUGAACAGUGUCUAGAUAGCUGGGUCAACGACUCUGCAAUGUCGAAGUCUCAUACUUGCCCUUCGUGUCGAGCAGUCAUGUGCGUGGCUCGACCGCGCAUACCAGCUGACACGCCACCGCUGGACUGGGUGUAUUCAACGCUGCCAACGGGGCGCACUACCGUGGUAGUCCUCUACGGGCUACAGCUUAUAUAA
Parastagonospora nodorum SN15 is the source of this 951-nucleotide messenger RNA. RefSeq lists its product as hypothetical. NCBI's taxonomy places the organism in Eukaryota, Fungi, Ascomycota, Dothideomycetes, Pleosporales, Phaeosphaeriaceae. The record is from RefSeq and is a predicted model, not a curated record. The transcript has a single exon. Bases 1 to 951 code for a protein of 316 amino acids.